Molecule: messenger RNA, 2647 nt
Organism: Pogoniulus pusillus (Red-fronted tinkerbird)
Lineage: Eukaryota; Metazoa; Chordata; Aves; Piciformes; Lybiidae
Gene: HEXA
Product: hexosaminidase subunit alpha
Exons: 14
Coding region: 13-1599 (528 amino acids)
Biological process (GO): glycosaminoglycan metabolic process; ganglioside catabolic process; carbohydrate metabolic process
Cellular component (GO): membrane; lysosome
Molecular function (GO): beta-N-acetylhexosaminidase activity
Source: RefSeq, a predicted model, not a curated record
CGCGGCCGCGACAUGGCGGCGGGGCGGGCGCUGCUGCUGCCGCUGCUGCUGCUGCCGCUGCUGCCGGAGCCGGCGGGCGCCGUGUGGCCCCAGCCGCAAGCCCAGCGCUCCGAACCGGGCGGCGGCCGCUGCCUGCUGCCUCCCCGCCGGUUCCGCUUCGCCUACGGCGCCGGCUCGGCGGUAGGCCCGGGCUGCGCCGUGCUGGACUCUGCCUUCCAGCGCUACUGGGCGCUGCUGUUCGCUGCCGCCCGCCCGACCGACGAUGAGCCUCCCUGGGGAACACCCUGCACUCAGCUCCUCGUCUCUGUUGCUGCACCAGGCUGUGAUGGGUUUCCCAGCCUGGACUCCAAGGAGAGCUAUGAGCUCUCUGUCUCGGAAGGCUCCUUGCUGCUCUCUGCGGACACCAUCUGGGGAGCUCUCAGAGGCCUGGAAACCUUCAGCCAGCUCGUUGGGAGGGAUGAGAACGGCACGUACUACAUCAACCAGACAGAGAUUGUGGACUUCCCCCGUUUCCCUCACCGGGGGCUGCUGCUGGACACCUCUCGUCACUACCUGCCUCUGAGAGCCAUCCUGGAAACUCUGGAUGUCAUGGCUUACAACAAGCUGAACGUGUUCCACUGGCACAUCGUGGAUGACCCGUCCUUCCCUUACGAGAGCCUGACCUUCCCGGAGCUCAGCAGACAGGGAGCCUUUAACGCCAUGAGCCACGUGUACAGCGCCAGCGACGUGCAGGCGGUGCUGGAGCACGCCCGGCUGCGGGGCAUCAGAGUCAUCGCCGAGUUCGACACCCCCGGGCACACCCUCUCCUGGGGCCCGGGUGCUCCAGGCCUCCUGACUCCCUGCUAUUUGGGCAAGAGUCCGUCUGGGACCUAUGGGCCCAUCAACCCCAUCCUGAACAGCACCUAUGAGUUUGUGAGCAGCUUGUUUAAAGAGGUCAGCGCAGUGUUCCCAGACUUCUUUCUUCACCUUGGUGGUGAUGAGGUGGACUUCACGUGCUGGAAAUCCAAUCCAAAAAUUGGUGCCUUCAUGAAGGAGAUGGGCUUUGGGCAAGACUACAGGAAACUGGAGUCAUUCUACAUCCAGAGGCUUCUGGACAUUGUCUCUUCCAUUGGCAAAGGUUCCAUAGUGUGGCAGGAGGUGUUUGACAACGAGGUGAAGCUGAGGCCAGACACCAUCAUCCACGUGUGGAAGGAGAGCUCGCCGCCGUACAUGGAGGAGAUGGCCAAUGUCACCAGGGCAGGCUACCCCGCGCUGCUCUCCGCCCCCUGGUACCUCAACCGCAUCUCCUACGGGCAGGACUGGAUGGCAGCCUACCAGGUGGAGCCCUUGAAGUUCAAAGGCAGCCCUGAGCAGAAGGAUCGUGUGAUCGGCGGAGAGGCCUGCAUGUGGGGAGAGUAUGUGGACGUCACUAACCUCACGCCCAGGCUUUGGCCGAGAGCCGGGGCCGUAGCCGAGAGGCUGUGGAGCAACGCGACCGUCAGGGACCUGCGGGACGCCUACGCGCGGCUGGCCGACUUCCGCUGCAAGCUCCUCGGGCGUGGUAUCCAGGCACAGCCUCUCUACACAGGAUACUGUGAACACGAAUUUGAUAGGUUCUGAGAGGAGGCCUCUGCUGCCCCUGGGCACUGUGCGUGUGAGAGGAACCCUUCCACGCUAUCCAGAGCUGCUGGCCUGCCAGAGGGACCCUUCCCACCCCCUGCUCUUGCUCUGGUGUGAUCAACUUUUUUCUCCCCAUCGUCUGCACUCUUCACCUCCUUUUCUACUUGUAUUUCUUUUGAUGUCCAAAUAAGUGAGCCCGAAGAGGAGGAAGGUGCCUUUGCCUGCUCAGCUGGGGCUUGGGAGGCUGUGCAAGGCUUAUUGUGAGCUGGAGAUGGGUAGGGCUCGCUCCAGUGACCCUCUUAGAGGAACACCUGCCUGCAUAGCAUCCUUUGGCUCUGGCCUCUGCUGCUGUCUCAAAAUCUGUCUCUGCAGGGAGGAGAUGAUGAGAAGCUGUGGGUGCUCCUCCAGUGUUUCCACCUUGACUUCUCGCUGUCCACACCUGACUUGUGCCAGGAUGCUACUCUCUGCUGGUCUUAGUUUCACUUCUGGAGCCUUUCAUGCAGCAGCCUGGGUCACCCUUGUGGUAGUCUUGUCCUUGUCUCUGUCUCCCCUCUCUCACCUGCAAGCUAUCAUCUCACCUGCCCCAAACCUUGUCUGCUGCCACCUCCUCCUCUGGAUUCUCCAGCAAAGAAGAAGUGCUGAAGCCUCUCCAAGGAGACUCCAAGCCCGUUGAGCUGAGCAGUAUGUGGAUGUUAAGGAGUCACUGCUCAGCUCUUCCAUCAGCUUUCACCUCUGCUCAGGAUUUGGCCAACUGAUCCAUCUUCCUCCUGCUCUGCUGUCUUGGGGUGGGGAGCUCCAGGCCUCCUACCUCCAGAAGGGUUGGGUUUGGAUAGACCUUUCCUUAGAGGAGAGACUGGUGGUCUUGUCCAUGGACUGGCAGGGUUGCUGUAUUGUCCAGCUUGGACAAGGGAUCUCUUAAGGAGAAAUCCUGGUUGGUGGCACCACUGUUUGGGUCUUAGGUUUUAAAUGAGUCAGAGCUGCUGCUGAAGCUGGAAACCUUCCUACUGAACUUGAAAUUAAAGGUACAGAAUUAAUUUGGAAUUAAAAA